This is a messenger RNA of Salpingoeca rosetta, 897 nucleotides long. RefSeq lists its product as uncharacterized. Lineage: Eukaryota; Choanoflagellata; Craspedida; Salpingoecidae. The record is from RefSeq and is a predicted model, not a curated record. Bases 1 to 501 code for a protein of 166 amino acids. The transcript is spliced from 7 exons.
AUGGAUGAGGCCGUUAUCGCUUUGGUUGGCCACUCGUUGGCCGAGAAGAAGGCCAUCGCUGCCAGGCUGCGACUUCACUCGCCGCUACAGCUGGAAAUCCACUCUGCACCGACCUUGUCGGCAGCGCCAGUGGCCAGUGAUGCAUACAUCAUCUUGCUGGAUCUCUCCCAGCCCGCACAGAUUGAGGAUCUACAGUCGUCAAUAUCAGCGUCCAUGCUGAACAAGACCUUACUUGUCUUCUACGUCCCGCAGCAAGGCUCCCAAGUGGUUGAGAUGGACAGCAUACUUGAUCUAAUCGACUUUGACAUUCCGUACACCUUCGUCGACUUUGCAGCCGAGUCCAGCGUGCGUGCGCUCGUGCAGCGUAUCGAGUCGCUAGUGCAGGUGUCGACGGGCGCGUGUCUCGGUUACAGCGUUGCCCUCGCCCGCUCCGCCAUACAGCAGCGCACGCGCGCAACAGUCGCCACAGAACACGCCAGCAUGGACACGUCUGCUCCAUGAAACGAAAGAGGGUCAUGGUUCCGUCAUUUGCAGCUGUCAGUGUUCGUGUGUGUACUUGGGGAGGGAGAGUGGAUGGAAGGAAAGGAGGGAAGAGCAAGACAGAGCAUGACACGCGUUCGUGCAGCAAAUGCGGGUGCACAGAGCACUUGCAUCAGCAGCGCUCACAUGCAAGCGAUGCGUGCGUGCGUGCGUGGUGCAAUUUUGUGCUUGUUGUUUGCUGGCAUUUGCUUGCAGGCACGGGGCGCAUUUAGAACUGCUUGAGGAUGUUGCGGCGAAUGUAGAACGAGUCGAGCUUGUCGGCCUUGACGUUGCCGGCAGCUGUUUUUGAGUGGAUGCGUGUGUGUGCGUAUGUGUGUGCGUGCGUUUGAGAUGAGAGGCGGGGGGGGGGAUGGACGG